CGAGCCCCCUCCUCCGCGGUGCGUCUGUGAACCUGCGUUGCUUUGACUUGCACACUGUGCCCUUCGCUCAUUACUAGCAUCCUGCAUCCGCCGCGGCGUUGCAUUCCACUCGUUCGGUACAUGUUUUGCGACUGUUGAAUCUCCCCCAGCGCGUGGACCGCCGCCACUCGAAACGCACCCGCUGCAAGCACCGUCUGCAACCUCCGACAGCCAACCCUCCGCGCCAAUUCCUGCACUAAACAGGCACCGAAAACACUGCGACGUACCACGACAGAGCUGCGGCCCGAUCGCUCUCCCAGCCAACCUCUGCACCCUAGACGGUCCCUGCAGAUGUCACCAGGUUGAAAGCGACCAAAAAACAUACCAUGGACCUCGCGCGGGAAUCAGGUGCCCCUGAGGGCCAGGAAGUCGCCAGGCGCGCCCCAAGAAUCCACAUCGAUAGCGAGCGCCUGCCGACUGACUCCAUGGUCACCGUCCCGCUGUCUGAGACCGACGGUGUACCCGCCGCCGAGGACGAAGUUGUUUCGCCAGCGCUGCAGCACCCCGACAUCACCGUCCAAGAGGAAAAGAGGCUUUCGUCGCGUCCGAGCUCUGCUGAGAUCAUGGAAGCUUUCGGUCGACGCGGCAGUCGCGACAGGGACAGCAGCCCGGCAGUCGCCAGUCCCACCAUCUCCCUUUCCGACGAACAUGUCCCCAAAACACCAACAUCCGCCGAACGCUCGCGGAGCAACAGCAACGGCUCUGACCAGAGUGCCCAAGUAGACUGGGCCGAGCUGGAGAAGAAGGAGGAACAGGAGCCGCAGGAGGAGGGCCAGGACGAGGCAAUGGCGCUCCUCCUCGCGCGUCUGGAGCAGGAGAACAAUGCACUCAUGGCUGAUUCAAAGGCUACCAACAUCAAGGUGUCCCGUGCGCGCUCCCAGUCUCGACCGCCCUCGAUGCACCAACUGAAAAAGCUCGUGGAAGAAGGCGCUGCAGACAUGCGCGCUUCUCAAUUACCCUCCCCUCCGCCCAUGACCGAGCUCGAGUUCUGGGCUGCCCUCGUUCGAGACUACCCACAAACGGUCCAACGGCUGCCCACCCUGACGCUCAACAAGAUUCGCAGUGGCAUCCCAGCGCCACUGCGCGGAGUCGUGUGGCAGAGCGCAUCUGGAGCACGGGCAAAGAUGAUCGAGGACCAGUACGACCAGCUGUGCGGGGAGUCAAGUCCAUAUGAGAACAUCAUCAACAAGGACCUGGGUAGAAGUUUCCCCGGAGUAGACAUGUUCAAGGACCCUGACGGUGAAGGUCAGAAGAUGCUUGGCCGCGUACUCAAGUGCUUCAGUCUCUACGACGACAAGAUUGGCUACUGCCAGGGUCUGGGCUUCCUGGUCGGUCCGCUCUUGAUGCAGAUGGGCGAUAAGGAAGCCUUCUGCGUGCUUGUGCGGCUUAUGGAAGACUACGAUCUGCGUGCAUGCUUCCUCCCGGACCUCUCGGGGCUGCACCUUCGCAUAUUUCAGUUUCAGCGCCUACUGCAACAUCACAUGCCCCAACUCGCAGCGCAUCUCGACGAACUGGGUGUAGAAACGGCUUACGCGUCGUCAUGGUUUCUAUCAUUCUUUGCAACCACAUGUCCGCUUCCGAUGCUCUUCCGCGUCUACGAUGUUCUGUUUGCCGAGGGCGCAUCAGAGACUAUCAUGCGUGUGGCGCUUGCGCUUAUGAGGAGAAACGAGAAAAGGCUUCUCGCUCUGACCGAGUUUGAAGACGUCAUGCAACUGCUCCUGAGCAGGGCGAUGUGGGACCCUUACGGGCGCAAUGCACGGUCUGCUGAUGACCUCGUGAGAGAUCUCGUUAGCUUCACAGAAGACGUCACUCGAGAGAAGCUGCAGGGUUUGGAGGCGAUAUACAAGGAAGAGCAGGAUGCUGUCGAGAAGACUAAAGUGCAAAAGUCCGCGACCUCUUUCCUUGGACGGUUAUGGGGUGGAUCGAACUCGACCAAGUCGGUUGCUCUCAGCCCCGGUCUUACCGCGCCGUCACGACCGCUCAGUUUCCUGCGAAGGACGCCCUCCACACAAAGCCUUGCAUCCACCCUAAAGUCUGUAGAUGGAUCGGAGUCGUCUACGAAUACCCAAAGCACCGCGUUGACGGACAUCUCGCGAGCGUCUGAAGUCCCGUCUAUCAAGGUUGGCCAUGAGUCGAGAGCCAUGUCUGUCAAAACAGGUCAUUCGUCUAAUGAUCGGGACCAGCGGGACCUGCACUAUCAAAUUGAGCAGCUAUUGAUGUCCGUUAGUCAGCUGCAACGCUCCAACAGCGAACUUGAGGCUGCUCUCCAGAAACAACGAGAAGAACGAAAGGAAGACCACCGCAUUGUCCGUGCGGUCCUUGAUAAGAUGCGGUCUAAGCCGUCAUCUCUUACCGCACCAUCAGAUCGGGCAUCUCGCCGCAGAACUACCAUCACAGCUGCAACCCUAGUCCCAACGGUCGAUGAGGAGCCGCAGGAGUUGGACGAGGCUGCCAAGACUCUGGAUGAACGAUUCCCAACGCAUCAGACACAUCACCGCGCGUCCUCGAUGUUUGAGACCAAACAGGUUCUGCGCGACAACCUCGCUCGCACUAAAGAGCAGUUGACUUCAGAGUCACUACGAGCCCAGGCUGUGACAAGGGAAUUGAACGAUGUGCAAGCUGACCUCAACAUCUCGCGAGAGGCCCUGAAAGAGACGCGUCAUCGUCUACAAGAUUCUUACAACCAAAACCAGAAGCUGGAAAAGACGAUCAUGGAGUUACGACAGAAUGCUCGGAAGGGGUCGGUACCAUUUUCGGACGCGACACCAGACUCAACACCGUCUCUGUCCAGGUCGAAUACGACCGAUAGCAUGGCGUCUACAAGAGGAGGUCUUCGCGAGUUCCGACUUGGUCGAUCGGACUCGACAAAGUCUGUCAAGGGGCCAAUGACGUUUGCAAAGCGCGCUUCGUCCCUUGCUACCCAACAAGUGCUCACCACUACGGAGAACCAAGCUCCUGCCGACAACGAGGCGCUGCUACUCGAGCUCGUCAACGCCAAAACAGCGGAAGCAGUCGCAAAGCAGGAAUUAGAAGAGAUGAGGAACAAAUUCGAAAAUAUGAAGAAAGCGAUGAACGUCCAGACACCACCGGCAGCAAAAUCAACGCCUACUACACCCGCAGCGACACCUGCGCCUGCGCCUGCUCCUGCGGCGACUACAGGCGGCGGAUGGGGCUGGGGUGGAUGGAAGCGGACGCCCAGCACGACCAACGCGACGAUACCAAAGUAAUAACACAUGACCGUCCUCGAGUGUUGGACGUCGACCAUGCAUGGAUUUGGCUGUAUAUACAGAGCACGCGCAAGGGUUGGCACGGUGAUUGAUUUGUACAUGACGCAGGAAAAGCGCGUGGCAGAUGACGAUUUUUUGGGAGCUUUAUGCAUGUUGCUUUUUUACAGGAUGAUACCUCCUGCCAAGAGCAGGCUUCGAUGAAGGAAUUGUUUAAUUGUAGCGUUUUCGAAAUGAUAGUC
Molecule: messenger RNA, 3505 nt
Organism: Paraphaeosphaeria sporulosa
Lineage: Eukaryota; Fungi; Ascomycota; Dothideomycetes; Pleosporales; Didymosphaeriaceae
Exons: 3
Coding region: 366-3266 (966 amino acids)
Source: RefSeq, a predicted model, not a curated record